Molecule: messenger RNA, 303 nt
Organism: Penicillium concentricum
Lineage: Eukaryota; Fungi; Ascomycota; Eurotiomycetes; Eurotiales; Aspergillaceae
Exons: 1
Coding region: 1-303 (100 amino acids)
Source: RefSeq, a predicted model, not a curated record
AUGUAUACCUACACACCCACCCACCGUUUCUUGGUCCUCUCUGCCACUGAGUCUCGCCCCUACAACCCUGCCAACAAGUUCCUCGUCUUGUCUCCCAUUGAAUUUGGCCCGGAUCCCCGCGUCUGGGAAGACGAGUCCCAGAUUGAGACCAGCUCAAUUGAGGAAAGCCCUGUGUUGGCUCCUGUCAGCCGUGCCCGCACCAAUAGCUCUCUUUCUACCAACUCUUCAGCCUCCCUCAAUGACCUUACUGCCACUCUUCCUAGUGGCUUCCUCUACCUUGGUCAUGGCAAGAAGCAGCACUAG